This is a messenger RNA of Fonsecaea erecta, 3219 nucleotides long. RefSeq lists its product as hypothetical. The transcript is spliced from 3 exons. NCBI's taxonomy places the organism in Eukaryota, Fungi, Ascomycota, Eurotiomycetes, Chaetothyriales, Herpotrichiellaceae. The record is from RefSeq and is a predicted model, not a curated record. The coding region runs from base 1 to 3219 and encodes 1072 amino acids. Gene Ontology annotation, molecular function: nuclear export signal receptor activity; small GTPase binding. Gene Ontology annotation, cellular component: nucleus; cytoplasm. Gene Ontology annotation, biological process: ribosomal large subunit export from nucleus; protein export from nucleus; ribosomal small subunit export from nucleus.
AUGUCGGUCACCGUCGCCGAGCUUGACGCGACCGUCAAAGCUUUUCAAGAGGGUCAUGGCGACAUCCAAAAGCAGGCCCAACAGAAGCUCAAUGAAUUCAAGUCAAAUCCCGACGCAUGGUUGAUGGUCGACAGGAUACUGCAAGAGGCGACAUACGUGCCCACCAAAUAUCUGGGAUUGCAGGUGCUGGACGAUGUGGUAAAUACUCGAUGGAAGGUUCUCCCGCGAGACCAAUGUUUGGGCAUCCGCAACUUUGUGGUCAAUCAAAUCUUGCAGGCUUCCGACACCGAGGAGAAGCUCAAGGCGAACAAGCUCUUUCUCAACAAGUUGGAUUUGACGCUGGUCACGAUCCUCAAGCAAGAAUGGCCCCAGAAUUGGCCGACAUUCAUCAACGAGAUCAUCUCCGCCUGCCACACCGGCAUCUCUGUGUGUGAGAACAACAUGACCAUCUUGCGGCUGCUAUCUGAAGAGGUAUUCGACUUCUCCCAGGACCAGAUGACCUCCACAAAGGCGAGAAACCUGAAAACCACCAUGUGCGCCGAAUUCUCGUCCAUCUUCCAACUCUGCAAUGAAAUCCUGACCACCGCCGACUCCGUAAGCUUGGUCAAGGCCACGCUCGAGACGCUCCUCCGGUUCCUGAACUGGAUUCCCCUUGGAUUCAUCUUCGAAACCAAGCUCAUCGACACCCUCGUCACACGGUUCCUCGAAGUUGAUCAAUUUCGCAAUAUCACCCUCAAAUGCUUGACGGAAAUCGGUGGCUUGCAGUUGGGACAGCAAUAUCAGUACGAUGACAAGCUCGUUCAAAUGUUCACCGAAACUUUGACUGUCGUUGCAAGAACUCUCUCGCUUGACACAGAUUUCCGAGAGGCAUAUGCCAAAGCCAAGGCUUCAGAACAAGAAUAUAUCCUGAACCUCGCAAUCUUUCUCACCAACUACUUUUCCGCACAUCUUCAAACGAUCGAAAGACUACCCAACUCCGACUAUUUGCUGCACGGCCAUUUCUACCUCAUCAAGAUCAGCCUGAUCGACGACAGAGAAAUCUUCAAGAUCUGUCUGGAAUACUGGAACAAGUUGGUCCAAGAAUUGUACGAAGAAAUGCAACAGCUCCCACUCACGGAGCUCAAUACUUUGUCCACCAUCAACGUCACCGGGCUCGCUAACGGCGGCGCGCCUCAUCCAAGCACCCUGGCCAAUUACCCUCUCCGCAAACACAAGUAUUCCCAAGUGUUGUCCAGUCUGCGACAGGUCAUAGUGGAGAAGAUGGUCCGGCCUGAGGAAGUCCUCAUCGUGGAAAAUGACGAGGGAGAGAUUGUGCGGGAAUUCGUCAAGGAGAGCGACACGAUUCAGCUGUACAAGACCACCCGCGAAUGCCUGGUCUAUCUGACGCACUUGGACGUUGUCGACACCGAGCAAAUCAUGUCUGACAAGCUUCAACGACAAGUCGACGGGUCGGAGUGGUCGUGGAACAACUGCAAUACUCUCUGCUGGGCCAUCGGCUCAAUAUCAGGGGCCAUGUCCGAAGAGACCGAGAAGCGUUUCUUGGUGACGGUCAUCAAGGACUUGCUUGGGUUGACGGAGAUGAAGCGUGGCAAAGACAACAAAGCCGUCGUGGCCAGCAACAUCAUGUACAUUGUGGGCCAGUAUCCACGUUUCCUGAAGGCGCACUGGAAGUUCCUGAAGACCGUGGUGAACAAGCUCUUUGAGUUUAUGCACGAAACCCACGAAGGCGUCCAAGACAUGGCUUGCGACACGUUCAUCAAGAUUGCCAACAAGUGCAAGCGCCAUUUCGUAGCUCUGCAGCCCGGUGAGACCGAGCCUUUCAUCGAUGAGAUUGUGCGUAAUAUGCGCAGGAUCACCUGUGAUUUGACCCCGCAACAGAUUCACACCUUUUACGAAGCGUGUGGAUAUAUGAUCUCAGCCCAAGGCCAGAAGAGCGUGCAAGACCGACUGAUCAGCGACCUCAUGUCUUAUCCCAACCAAGCCUGGGACAAUGUCAUUCAGCAAGCGAACGCCAAUCCCGCAAUCCUCCACGACCCUGAGAUCAUCAAGAUCGUGGGAAACAUUAUGAAGACCAACGUCGCAGCGUGCUCGUCGAUCGGCAGCUACUUCUACUCUCAGAUCGGCCGCAUUUACCAUGACAUGCUCAAUAUGUACCGGGCUUCAAGCCAGCUGAUUUCCGAUGCUGUCGCUUCUGGAGGCAACGUCCAGACAAAGACGCCCAAGGUCCGAGGCCUGCGCACCAUCAAGAAAGAGAUUUUGAAACUGGUCGACAUCUACGUCCAAAAGGCGGACGACCUGCAAAUGGUCAAUGAUAGCAUGGUUCCGCCACUCCUCGAUGCCAUCUUGCUCGACUAUCAGCGUAACGUUCCAGACGCCCGGGAUGCGGAAGUCCUCAGCGUGACCACCACGAUCAUUCACAAGCUACAUAACCUUAUGGAUGACAAAAUUGGCCCGAUCAUGGACAGCAUCUUCGAAUGUACGCUGGAGAUGAUCAACAAAGAUUUCCACGAAUAUCCCGAAUUCCGAGUCGAAUUUUUCAAGUUACUUCAGGCUAUCAACCUGUUUUGCUUCCCGGCGUUGCUCAAAUUGGACGGUCGACAGUUCAAGUUCGUCAUUGAUUCUUGCAUGUGGGCCAGCAAACACGAUAACCGCGAGGUCGAGAAUACAGGCUUGUCCAUGUGUCUGGAGCUCAUCAACAACAUGGCCGACACGGACCCUCAGACGGCAGGCAUCUUCUUCCAACAAUUCUACAUCUCCAUCCUGCAGGACGUUUUCUUCGUCCUCACCGAUUCGGACCACAAGGCCGGCUUCAAAUCUCAGUGCAUGUUGCUGGCUCGGAUGUUCCAGCUGGUGGAGACCAACAAGAUUUCGCAGCCGCUGUAUCAACCCGACCAGGCCGCUCCCGGGACGUCCAACAAGCAGUUUGUCAGUGACUUCACCUCCAAUCUACUGCAGCGCGCUUUUCCCAAUCUUAAGGAGAUCCAGGUCCAGCAUUUUGUGACGGGUCUCUUCGCCCUCAACGAAGACGCCACGAAAUUUAAGACGCACGUGCGUGACUUUUUGAUCUCGCUCAAGGAAUUUGCUGGCGACAAUGCCGAACUGUACGCCGAAGAACGUGAACAAGAAAAGAAGAUCCUGGCGGACGCGGAACGAGAGCGGGCUCUCAAGGUCGGUGGACUGAUCAAGCCGGCCGACCUGGACCAGGACGAUGAGCUGUGA